Messenger RNA from Ceraceosorus bombacis, 909 nucleotides. The record is from the annotation of a GenBank genome assembly. NCBI's taxonomy places the organism in Eukaryota, Fungi, Basidiomycota, Exobasidiomycetes, Ceraceosorales, Ceraceosoraceae.
AUGCCUGCCACCAUACAGGUCGCUCUAGUGAGCGACGCCGAACGGAAAGACGAGAAAUACCACCGGUCGAUGUUCAACGGGAAAAGGCUCCGCACUUUAGUCCGACUAAGAGAGACUGAAGUAGGAGAGAAGCACCCCGCGCUGCUCGAGGCUAUCAUUGCCAAGAAGGCUCGUUCAGCAAGACUGCCAGCGGCACCACUGAGCGAGACGCACCUGAGGCAGAUGCGAAAGUCCCAGACUCAAUCCACACGGCGCGCUGAGACGGACGCCCUUGCUGCUCGAAUCAGAGAAGCUCGCGCCCCGCCCAAUCCACCCUCCUGGGCACGGGGUCCGGAAGGAGCAUCGGUAAGGAUCAGUGCGAGCCUAGAACAACCGCCUUUGCGCCACGCUGUCGUUCAGCUGCCAACCCAUUCUACACCGUCGACGGCAUCUCGAGAUGCUCCGGGCGCGACCGCACAUCCCGAGCAUACAGCUCUGAACGGGAGCGCUCACACCGCUGCGACUCAUACGAUCCCCAAAUCGUCUGAGCUGAAAUUUCAUACGAUGCGCAAACUGUACGGUCUACUGGGCAACGAGCAGGAUGCAGAGGAAAGAUCAAAGAUCAAAGCAGAGAUGCGACGAAAAGCACAAGCUCUGGGACUGGCUGAUGCUCCUGCUACGCUCCGACAAUGGUACACGAGCACGAGCAAGAAUGCAAAAGCCGAACGCUCCUUCACUGGUAUACACGGAUUGUUCCAGCACCGAGACAAUCUGAUCGCGUCGGAGCAAGAUACGACUGAGGUCGAUGCGAGGAUCAAAGCUGUUGCCGACCAUGCUGGCGUGCGGAUGCCUACAACGGCGCAGGAUUUCUAUAAUUCAACGUACAAGAAACGAGUGAGGGAAGGCACGGCCCGGCUAAAACCAAGCUAG